AUGGCCAGAUAUAGUUUACUAUUUGAUCAAAAGUCAUGCAGGGCCAAACUUUUGUUCAUUUUCGCGCCAAUUUUCUCCGUGAUUUCUGAGAUUGAAUCAAAAUCAAUCAUCUGUGAAAUUUCAAUCAACACCUUUGUAUACGUUAAUGACUGCCCAAGAUCACUGGAGGAAUGGACAAAAGCAUCCGAUAUAAAACAGUGCUACAAUGUUCCUCAAAACUGUACAUCCUCAGAACAAUUCCGGUAUCACUGUCUUUUGGAUCCAAGUAACCAAAGACUGUUUGAAAUAUGUGCCACGGAAAGAAUAAUGACAGGUCAGUUCUGUCCAAAGUUCAAUAUCCACGGUUUCCGGCUUGAAAAUAAUUAUGCACGCCCAUGUGUGAAUAGCACACCGUCAUGUCCAUAUCACUACAGUUCUACAGACGUCUACAAAUAUAAAAAUUGUUACCAGCAAGAGUCCACUAGCAAUGAGAAUUCACAUGGUAUCACCACAGUGAGCAUACUCAGAGGCAAUACUUCUAAGAAAUCAAAAGGAAUGCAUGAUGAACCAAAGCCACCAUUUCCAGUUUAUGCAAUAAUUAUCAUACCCUGUGUAUGUGUGGCUACAUUAAUCAUCAUUCUUAUUUUUGUGAUUAAAUGCCUGGUAAAGAAGAGGCGUAAAGGUUCACCGAGGAACAUUCAUGAACAAGAAGCAUUAAAUCCAUGAAUUCCACAGUUGGAAAAAAUGAAAAGAAAAUACUUAUAUGAGAGGACAACUAU
Molecule: messenger RNA, 758 nt
Organism: Saccostrea echinata
Lineage: Eukaryota; Metazoa; Mollusca; Bivalvia; Ostreida; Ostreidae
Exons: 7
Coding region: 1-705 (234 amino acids)
Source: RefSeq, a predicted model, not a curated record